Messenger RNA from Nanorana parkeri, 3909 nucleotides. RefSeq names its product F-box protein 38 (gene FBXO38). The transcript is spliced from 22 exons. Gene Ontology annotation, biological process: protein K48-linked ubiquitination; SCF-dependent proteasomal ubiquitin-dependent protein catabolic process. NCBI's taxonomy places the organism in Eukaryota, Metazoa, Chordata, Amphibia, Anura, Dicroglossidae. Bases 131 to 3634 code for a protein of 1167 amino acids. Gene Ontology annotation, cellular component: nucleus; cytoplasm. Gene Ontology annotation, molecular function: protein binding. The record is from RefSeq and is a predicted model, not a curated record.
UGUUUGUCUGGGCAUCUUUCUUGCUGCUUCCGGUACACAGAGGCUCAGCUGCUGGAUGGCCGGGGGUUACUUGUAUACCGAAGAGCCGUGACCGGGAGUUGUAUGUAGUGAUUCCUCAUCUACACUUAAGAUGGGACCUCGACGGAAAUACGUGAAACCGUGCAAAACAAAUGCUGAAGGCAUCGAAAACAAAUCCGGCGAUCCUAAGGAUUACAUGAACCAGCUGUCCCAUGAAGUGCUUUGCCAUAUAUUUAAAUACCUUCCCCUUCAGGAUAUAAUGUGUAUGGAAUGCUUGUCACGGAAACUGAAGGAAGCUGUGACCCUGUACCUGCGUGUAGUGAAAAUGGUAGAUCUUUGUGCUGGGCGUUGGUGGGAGUAUAUGCCCACAGGUUUCACUGAUUCCAGUUUCCUGAAACUGCUUAAAAAGAUGCCAGAUAUUGAACAACUUUAUGGCCUUCAUCCAAGGUAUUUGGAAAGACGCAGAGUUAGGGGCCAUGAAGCCUUUAGCAUUCCCGGUGUAUUAGAAGCUUUGCAGUCUUGCCCUAAUCUCCUGGGUGUGGAAACCUCACAUCUAGAGCUUGUAGAAGCUAUAUGGACAUACAUGCCACAGGUCCACAUUUUAGGAAAAUUUCGAAAUCGAAAUGGGGCUUUUCCCAUACCACCAGAAAACAAGCUGAAAAUACCAAUUGCUGCCAAAAUUCAGACCUUACAUUUAGUAGGAGUAAAUGUGCCUGAAAUCCCUUGUAUCCCAAUGCUGCGCCAUUUAUAUUUGAAGUGGGUGCGCUUAACCAAACCUCAGCCUUUUAAAGACUUCCUGUGCAUCAGUCUGCGAACGUUUGUAAUGCGGAAUUGUGCUGGGCCCACAAACUCAUUGAAGUACGUGCCACUGGUGACAGGUUUGGCUUCUGCUCGCAACUUGGAACAUUUGGAGUUGGUUAGAGUUCCCUUUCUUGGAGGGCUUAUCCAACAUGUGGUGGAGGACAGCUGGAGGUCUGGAGGGUUUCGGAAUUUGCACACAAUUGUUUUGGGAGCUUGUAAGAAUGCUCUUGAAGUGGACCUUGGCUACCUCAUAAUAACAGCUGCUAGAAGGUUACACGAAGUACGCAUUCAGCCCUCUCUAACCAAAGACGGAGUGUUUUCUGCACUGAAGAUGGCUGAGCUGGAGUUCCCACAAUUUGAAACUUUACAUCUGGGAUACGUUGAUGAGUUUUUGCUACAAUGUAAGAUGACUAAUGCUGAUCUCAUGAAGUAUGGCCUGGCAGAUGUGGCAGAGAACCCUGGUAUUAUUACUGACAUUGGGAUGAAAGCUGUAAAUGAAGUCUUCUCCUGCAUCAAGUACUUGGUGAUCUAUAACUGCCCUCACUUGCACAACCCAAAAAACUGGAUCACAGAUCACUCUCGUUGGACCCGGCUGGUUGAUCUGAGCCUGGUCCGCUGCCAUGCCAUAAAGUUGGAAUCUUUUAGUCAGUUUGUUGAGCUACUCCCCAGUUUGGAGUUUAUCUCGCUGGACCAGAUGUUUCGAGAACCUCCCAAGGGCUGUGCCCGUGUGGGUCUUAGUGCAGGCACUGGAAUUGGUGUGUCUUCUGCCUUGGUAAGCAAUCAGAACUCUAACAAUGAGAAUGAAAACAAUAACAACCACCAGAACAACAACAACAACCUGCAGCAUAACAAUAACCAACAACCACCACACAUACCACCACCACCACAGCAAGAGGAAGGAAAUGAUGAGCCAGACCUCAGACCAGAGAACAACGUGGAAGAACAGCAUAUUGCUGCUGAGGCUCUAAAUGACAUGGAAGAUGUGUCACAAGAUGAAUUAAGACUUCCAGAGCAAGAAAAUGAAGUUGCAGCUCCAAAUCUGGCUGAUAUACCUUUGGAUGAGGAACGAGCAGGACCCAGUGGGUUACAGCCAGUUGGGAAAGCUGCACCAAUCACAGUCCAUGACUCUGACAGCGAAGAUGAUGAUGACAUUGUUGGUAGUCGCAGUGAGUGUGGAACCUCAGUUAACUACCCUCAGGAGGACAGCAAAGGUGAACAGUUGGCAGAAUCUCGGGACAGCACAAUAACUGUAAGCGGGAAAGGCAAAGCACCUUUGCGUAAGAAGUGUAGCGUUGUAGCCAAGAGUCCAACAGAGCAGACCACGCCAAGUGAAGAGAGUAGCUGUGAAAAAGGUUGUCAGGUAACUAGUGAACAGAUCAAGGCAGAUAUGAAAGCAGCCAGUGAUCCAUCUGACCGGAACAAAAGCAAAGAUGGUUGUGGUGAGGUGGGCACAGCUGGAGGAGUCAUAAACGCUUGUGAAUCUGUUCCACAACAUAUGGACAACAAUGAUCACUCUGUGAAUGAAAGUUCUGACCGUUCUGCAGAAUCUGAUUUUUGUACAUGCAAUAGGACUGAGGAUGGUGAACCCAGUGCUGCUGCAGGACAAGCACCUAGUACACGCUGUCCCCAUUGUUCUAAACUUAUGAACCUGGAACAGACAAUGCAAAGGGGGAAUAGCGGGGGUGGAGAAGGGCCUCAGCCCUCCACUAGUCGGUCUUUUCCAGGGAAUGGCUCAGAGUACACACUCAGGACUCCACAAAGUGAACCACAAAGGACUAAUGCAGAAACAGAUCCAGCUGCUUCCCCAACCUUAUGCCGGACAGAACAGCGUGAACAGAAUCCACAGAGGCCUCUCACAAGGGCAAGAUCUCGGCUCUCUCAGGUGUCACUGGUGUCUGAUGGUGAAACAACACCAAAAAACAGAAAAUCUGUGAAGAGGAAACGCACUGCAGAUAAGUCCACAAGCACCAGUGAUCCUGUCAUUGAGGAUGACCAUGUACAGGUUUUGAACCUUAAAUCCAAGAAUCUUGUGGGUAUUACACUAACUAACUGUGGCAUUACAGACUUGGUUCUUAAGGACUGUCCCAAAAUGAUGUUCAUUCAUGCAACUCGAUGUCGUGUAUUAAAGCACUUAAAGGUUGAAAAUGCUUCCAUUGUGAAUCGCUUUGACUAUGCACAAUGCAAAAAGCUUAAUAUGGAACAGGUAUUGGACCAGAUUCUCAGAAUGCCUCCUGAGAGAAAUCGUAUAAUCUACUUACGUCCCAUGCAGCAAGUAGAUACUUUGACGUUGGAGAAACAGAUAUUUAGUGGUCCAUAUCCUUACCACAUCUGUAUCAUACAUGAAUUUAGCAAUCCACCUAAUGUAAGAAAUAAAGUCCGUGUGCGAAGCUGGAUGGACACCAUAGCAAACAUCAAUCAAGAGCUCAUUAAAUACGAAUUCUUUCCUGAGGCCACUCGGACAGAAGACGAAGUUAAGAAAUAUACAAAGUAUCCUUGGGGCCGGGACAUAUACACUCUGGAAGGCAUUGUUGAUGGUGCUCCAUACUCCAUGAUCACAGAUUUCCCAUGGCUGCGAUCGCUAAGAACUGCUGAACCAAACAGCUAUGCAAGAUAUGACUUUGAGGAUGAUGAAAAAACUACCAUAUAUGCUCCCCGGAGAAAAGGGCAACUGUCAGCUGACAUCUGCAUGGAAACAAUUGGGGAGGAGAUUUCAGAGCUGCGGCAGAUGAAGAAAGGCGUGUUCCAGCGAGUUGUUGCCAUAUUUAUACAUUACUGUGAUGUUAAUGGAGAACCUGUAGAAGAUGACUAUAUAUAGAAGUAAAAUAAUCACAGUCGUGUGAUGAUUGUACUGGAGGCCCAGACAGACCAAGAGGAGAUCCACGAAAAUUAAGAACAUUGCCAUUGGACCACUUGGCUGAAAGCAGUCCGUGCCGCUCAACUUCAGGUGGCUAUGUCUUGGAAGACCAGACUGUCUACUAAAGCAGCUCCAUGCCCUUUAUUCAAUUAGCACUAUGUCUUCCUGGAAGCUCUGAUACGGUGUUGGUGACAGUGGUGCACUUGGAUCUGAAAAAGUCUUCGCUGAUCCUUCUC